AUGCCAGCCAAGAAACCAAAACGACCGGUACAAAAAAUCAGAUGCGAUGAAAUUCAGGGGGAAAGGUUUCAUGCUCCAACAGAGGAUGUUCUCCAACAUAAUUGGUGGGAGGUAUUCUGCUUCCCCUAUAUCUUAUGUGGUCGUUUAUGGGAUUGUUUUGUGUCCCUCUGCUCGGGUACCAACCAGUGUCUCGUUUACUGGAUGGUCAUACAAUGGAUGGUAUGUAAAAUAACGAAACUGACCACGCCAGACCCUAUAGUGUUCCCUUACUACUUCUAUAUGUUCUGCCAAGUGAUUUUGCUCACAAUAUUUUUUAUUAUGCUUUGGAUUUGGUUUGGGAAGAGCGUGGUUAUUCCAUAUUUUGAGGCGUUCUAUAUAGCCAUAAUGGAAAUAGAUGUGAGAAAAAAUGUGAACACGACAAGAUUGUCAUUCAGAAGGUAUUGUUUCAGGAAGAGUGAAAUAUUUGAGGACUCAAUGGAGAAAUCGGCGUCUGAGUACAGGAUAUACAGUCCUAUGCAACCAAUGUUGACUAUUUUUGUCAAUUAUUUCAUGAACGUUAUCGAUAUUUAUUAA
This is a messenger RNA of Leptosia nina, 573 nucleotides long. Lineage: Eukaryota; Metazoa; Arthropoda; Insecta; Lepidoptera; Pieridae. The record is from the annotation of a GenBank genome assembly.